This is a messenger RNA of Leopardus geoffroyi (Geoffroy's cat), 3168 nucleotides long. RefSeq names its product coiled-coil domain containing 197 (gene CCDC197). The record is from RefSeq and is a predicted model, not a curated record. NCBI's taxonomy places the organism in Eukaryota, Metazoa, Chordata, Mammalia, Carnivora, Felidae.
CCAGCCCCCAGCCCUGACCCUGGGACUCUCUUGUUGGGAACCAGCGCCUGUUGGAAGGCCCGGGUAUCUUGGUGAAUUUGCGACUUGACGAUGAUGGGACCGAUCCCAGUUAUGGGGUGGUAAGGCCAAUAAUGCCACUAUAGAAAGGCAAAUCUGGCCCUUCCAGAGCUGGGGGUGCAGCUCAAAGACCCCAAACAUUGGCUUUAAUGAGCUCAAGUCUAUAUCCAGUCCUGCCGUGUGUUCCUGGGCUGGUCACAGGCCCCCUCGCAGCCUCUGUCUCCUUUUCUAGGAAGCGGGAAUGUACCCUGGCUUUUGAGGACCAUCGGGAAGGUCGGGAGAGAAAGCUGCUGUCCUGCUUGUUGCCAUUGCUGUCUAUCCUCUUCCCACCUGGCCCACGUGGCCCUCGUCCUCUAGCACAGCCGGGGCAGAGAGGGGCAAUGCUGGUGGCCAGGGACACAGGCCAGUGUGACUGUUGACAAGGACAGGGCCCUGCAGGUGCUGUUACAGGAACUCUGCCAGCCCCCGGCCAAGUACGAGUUGACCCAGGCCACGCUGGACCCCUGCCCCAGACCCAGCGCCACCCGUGGUGGGCUAAGUGGCCAGGACUGAGCGAACGUUGCAAGGGCCAUCAGGGAAGGGACAAGGACACCUGGAAGAAAAUGGGGAGGGGUGGCCCCGGUGGGGGCGGUGGGGGACCUUGGGCCAUCCCACACCCUCUGCAGGCUUCAUCUCCUGUCAGAGGCAGGGCUGUGGGUGGCCGUCCCCUGUACCUAUCAGCUCAACCCAAGUCAACUUGCAAGGCGACCCUGGGUCCUCUCCCCUCAGGCAGCCCUCCGGUUUCAGCCUGCCCUUAAAAGCCUGAAUUAGAUGCAAAAGGCUGUGUCUGUGAGCAAUUUUAUGGAGAAAAGGUCCAACCCUUCCAUCAGAUUCUAGAAUGGCUUCCCGACCCCACUACGGUUUAGCCCCAUGAUGCGCAGGGCCCACAUGGUGUUUGUGGGGAAAGACAGUUUUCCCUGCAUUUUCCAGGACUGUAUGGAUGACAAGAGGGGGCACGAGAGGCAGAGAGGCCUGCCUUGGGUCCCUCAGCAAUCACUCAGAGAUCCUACCACAGCCCCUGGAGGCUCAGCCCGCUGACCGGAGGGGGAGGGGGCCCGCUCUGCCUCUGCCCUUGACCCCUGACCUUGACGGGGCGCAGAGCAAGAGCCCUACUGGAGACCCAUCUUGCUCAGGGGCUCGCCUAAGAGACGAGCGUGGCUGGGCAGCAGUAAGCGGUCAUCUCCCCUCUCGGGGUGCUGGGGCCCCCGAUCUCGGACUAAGCGCUCACCAUGUGCUGGGCACCCCAUGCGUAAUCCCAGGGAGGGGCUCUCACUACUGUCGUUACAGAUGGGCUGUCCAGGCACAGAAGUGAAGCUUCUGGCCAGGUCACCAGCUGGUAAGGGGGGGCUCAGGCUACCUCUAGGAGAGGCUCUGUAGACCCCCCCAGCCCCCACCAGACAGACGACUCCACUCUCCCCCGUGCCUGACCACGGCAGCUCUUUGAACCGUUGUGGCUCAGUUAGCUCAUCAGGAAAUGGGGUGGAGAUGAGGGGUAGAGGGGGGGGACUGGCCAGGGCAAGUCUGAGCAGGAGAUCCAGGGAAAGCCUUGCAAGAGGUCAUGACCUGGGAGCCUCCAAACAAGGCACUGGUGCCUGGCUCUUCCUGUCACUGAAAUGUCCCUGCAGGCAGAGGAAGCUGAAGAGCGAGGUGGAGAAGCACGAUUUUUUUGAAGACUCUCUGAUUGAGGUCCUUGAGAAGAUCCCCAAGGGUAUGUAUGGAGCUUCCCCUCCGAGGCCGCCUCCCAGCCUGGGGGCCAGGACACCGUUAUGCUGGAGCACCAGGACCUGGUUCGGGGAGUUGCUGGGAGAUGACGCCAGAAAGUUGAGCAGCACCAAAGAGCUUCGAGCACCAAGCCAAGGAGGGGGGCAGGAGGCGGGCGAUGAGGCCGGACAGUUGCUGGACCAGUCCUGCCAUCUGGGAGUAAGCCCUGCGUGGAUUGUCUGGCACCUGUCAACUUUGGGACUCCAGUUGGGAUUUCGGGACCACGGCAGAAGUCCCAUCUGCCUCAUUAGCAUCACCACUGCAGGGGGCAGGUGGGGGCUGGGCUCUCUGUGCCCACCCAUCCCUCCUGUCUCCACAGGCCACAGUGAAGGGGAGGGGCCAGAGGAGGCCCUCGUGGAGACCGUGGUGGAGCACUAUGGGAAGCUCUUCACCAUCAACCAGGACAUCCAGAAGCAUCUGGAGGCCUUCUCCAAGAGGAACCAGGUCGUCCACCAGAGCCUGGGGUCUCUAGAGGAGAGUCAUAGGGCUCUUACCCCGAGGCUCAAGAUUCCGCUGUGUCAGCUGCAAAAGAUGUGUCUCAAGCAGGAACAGUGGUGACAUUUGGAACACCAUGUUGCCUACCAGAGAGACGUGGACAGCUGUGAUGUGGGAAGCAAGGCUGUCACCGCUGACCACAGCCCCAGAGACCUGAAGCCCAGGACUCCGGGGCUGCCCAGAGUGAAGAGCUCUGGGUUCCUCCAGCCCCCUUCCCAGCCCCUGCUCCAGGAAGAGCUGCUCGACUACAUGCACGUGGCCAUCAACAACAUGGUCCAGCAGUGUUCGCCCUCCGCCCACAGCAUGCCCAAGAGCAGGGACCUCUUCUCCAAGCUCGACCUGAUUCAGGAAUUUAUGUUCGACAAAAUGGAGACAGUGAGAUUUAUAUCACUGCGCGUGGAACCCAGAGUGUGCUGGUCAGCGGACAGUGACAAGAGUGAGGGCCUCAGAAGAUGCCCCAGGUCCUUCAGGAGAUGCCCAAGGGAUCGAGAUUCGAUCCCCCAAACGCCCUUUCCCAGCACCCAGACUUCAGCGCGCUCCAGCCCGUACAGACCGGGCCGGCGACCAAGCCAGCCCUGCCAGCAUCAGGACCAUUUCCUUAGCCCCUCGGCCUCCUUUUGUCACCACAGUGCCCCCAAGUGGGUGGGAGCCAGCCUGUUCUCCGCACUGGGGGAUUGGCAGGCAACAAGGUUGCGGACCGGACUGGGGAAGAGAGAGAGGGAGUUCGCAGGGGUGAAAGGGGCAAAGCGGCUCUAUGGGGGUCUCUCUCAUAAGGGCACAAAUCCCAUUCCUGGGGGCGCCACCCUCAUGAUCUAA